Chironomus riparius is the source of this 354-nucleotide messenger RNA. Lineage: Eukaryota; Metazoa; Arthropoda; Insecta; Diptera; Chironomidae. The record is from the annotation of a GenBank genome assembly.
AUGACUAACACUGUUGCCACUGAUACUAAUGCUGCCUGUGAUGCUGUCAAAGAAUUAUCUGCUGCGCAAUUUAUCUCAUCGGAUGUCGAUAUUUUUUUCAUCUUCUCAUCUUCGCUUUGUAUACAUGUGCUUAAAUGGCUAACAACAAAUAAUAAUAAUAUUUUUCUGAAUAAAAAUAUAGGAACGUUCCGAAAAAUUCCCAGAAAUGGAGAGAACUCAAGUGAUAUACACGCACAUACGGAGAAUAUUUAUGACGAGUUAUUAGCUGGUUUAGAAUACUUUAAAGCUGUAUUUGAAUAUUUUAUUGAUUUAUUAAUGGAUGAUGACGGGAUUCUGGGGAAAACUUGUAAGUAG